AUGCAGGAAGAUGCGAAAAACCUGGGAUUAGAUUACUCAGGUUGUAAUGUUGUCUUCCUUGCAGAUCAAAAUACAUCAUUUACUAAGGAUUAUAAGCCCACUGUUUCUAAUUUUCCGGCUAUUUCUCCAUUGCCAAUUCCGUCAGAAUUUCCUUCUUAUCCAGAUUACGAGAUUGGAGCGAGAAACUGGGCUAAAGAGAUCAAAAAGGCAAGAAACAAUCAUUUUAUACUACCACUUCCUACAUCUUUGUUCUAUUCACGACCUCCGGUACGACUUCCUAGGGAAAUAAGUCAAUCAUACAAGUUUACUUCCAAGAAAAACCCAAAACUACUCUUAUCAAAACAGAAUUUAGAUGAAAUCUUUACUACAUGCAUAACUGAAAAAUUAAUAUUACCAGAUCGAGAAUUUAAAACGCCAUUACCAAAAUCUCAUCAAACUCCAACUAUAGGAGACUAUAUUACAGCAGAACCUCCUUGGAAUACAAUAUGUUAUCCGCAAGAACCAAAACCAACAAUGUUCAAAACAUUCGAGGAUUACAAAAACGCAUUGACAAACUGGACAAACUAUCUCAAGAAAAUGAAACUACCUACACAUCCUAAAGACUUAAACUUCGAAACUCCAAAUUCAUUAGAUUAUAAAGAAAUUAUUCAGCCACAACGUCAAUCUCUUCAAUGUCCAGAUUGUGAAUUCAAACCACAGACUAUACGCGUUAUUCGUGAGACAAUUAAAUCACUCAGAGAAGCAUAUACAAAUAAAUUUGCCAUUUGCCCAGAAUAUCAUACAGACAAUUGGCGUAGAGUAUUCAAUUAUACAAAGAAGAAUUGUAUUCCGUCACAAAUUGAUGAAUUAAUCUUCUUAUUAGAGAAAUGGAAAGAUUAUGUUUUAGAAAUCAUCAAUUUUGGACCGACAGGUGCCACAUUUAAACCGACACCGACAGACUAUAUAGAGCAAGGGCAAACAUAUCAAGGCGAUCAAUCGAUGACGAAAGAAGAAAUAAUUCAUUCAAUAAUUUUAUCGGAUUACUCGCUGAAAUCCAUCAGAAUUACAACGGAGAAGAAUAUAAAACUCUUUGAUUUCAUGUAUUUCCCCGUUCUCCUUAAGAUUUGCGAAGAUUGUACUUCAACUGUCGUUGCUUCCAAAAUUUUAUAUUUUACAGACGCUUUUCUUACUUCCAUGGCUUCAGAGAAUUAUUUUGACCUACUAUUGUCCAAUCCUUCCUUCUUAAAAGUUUUAUGUAAUUUUAUUGGAAGGUUUAACUUCAUUCCCCGUGUAUCUCCCAUCUGUUAUUCACUUCCUUUAUACGUGGAAUCGAAAUUUGCGCGUUCUUACCAAAUGAUUGUCACUUCCGCCCUAUUAUACACGAUUCACGAGUACGUAAACGAGCAGAAUGAAGUUAUUUCACAAAUAAUAACUCAUCAGUUUUACGAUACAGCCAGAGAAAUAAGAUACGAUCAAUCUGCCAUUAUAAAUGCUUUCAAAAAGAGCAAAGAAGAGCGUGCACGAGCCAUGGACAUCAUUAUCCUUUGUUUAACGAUACCGUACAGGCCAUUUCAAGUUGCAAUUUUCAGUCCAGCGCCGAUUAUUGUAUUUUCCAUGUUACUUGAGAGCGAAUUGGACGACAACGAAGAGUAUGUGAACCGAAUCAUGAAUAUGUUCAUAUAUAGCGAUGCGUUGAGAGGCUUAUCUCAGGAACUUUUGCAAUUUGAUUUAUUUAUGGUGUCAAAGAACCCAAAAUUGCUUGUUCCAUUAGUCAGAUUCUGCUUAAAGUACCUUUACCAGCUGAAUUACCCCGUUAUAACCAAUUCCCAGCUUCAAUCUAUGAUCAAAUGUUUCAGUUCUGCAAUGGAACCAACAUGUUACGUGAUAUUGCAUGACUUAGUACCAAUAUUCCUCAAAGACAGUCUCUUUUUAGAGCGGAAUGACGAGGAAUUCAAGAAAAGUCGUACAACAAUCAUGCAACAAAUUGUUUCCAUAGUUUGCCAAUCCGAUGUUUCGAUAAGUAACUGCUUAUUCGAUUCCCUGGCACUUCUUCUUUUCGAGGGAACCACUUUUGCGCCUUCAAACCAGUUCUGGAUGGUGUUUCUCGCUGGUUUAGUAAGAGAAGAUAAUUCUUGUAAAUCAUGUUGGCACUUUUUGACAAAAAUUUUUCUUUUGAAUAUGACAAGUUUGUUACCUGAGUUCUUCCAGAACCAGAUGACAUCAAUAUUCAAGAGUAGACCAUACGAAUACUGCGUUGAAGUACUUAAAUUCAUUUCUGCUGUUUCUAAUUGCGCGAGUGCCAAUGUUUUGGAGAAAUGGCUGAUGAUAAGUGAAAAUAACAUUCGCAGCGCAUUCCAGCAGAUUUACGAUAUUGUUCAGAAGGAGAAAUUCAACGCAAGUGGACUUUCCGCUUAUUCCAAAAUCAUAACUUCUACUGCAGGAAAAGGACUGAUCGAAAUUGUUUGUGGAGAUCAGUUCAGUUUCCUAACAGAUUAA
Molecule: messenger RNA, 2475 nt
Organism: Trichomonas vaginalis G3
Lineage: Eukaryota; Parabasalia; Trichomonadida; Trichomonadidae
Product: SCA1 complex scaffold protein SCAA family
Exons: 1
Coding region: 1-2475 (824 amino acids)
Biological process (GO): positive regulation of TORC2 signaling; positive regulation of Ras protein signal transduction
Source: RefSeq, a predicted model, not a curated record